AUUAAGUAUCAACAGUAUAAUACGAAUUAAUUGUCACUCAAAGACUCUUGUCCACAAGCGCCAUAAUAACAACAACAACAACAUUAACAAUUACAAAUAUUCUUAAAGCAAUAAAGAGACAGAGUUAAGGAAGAAGAAGUAAAAAGGGGAGUCGUUCCUGAUUAAAAUUAAAACGGCAUCGACAACGUGCAACAAGCUCACGUCGAAGUUAAUGCUGUUGAACUGUAGCUACGAACAACAGUCCGCUGACAUGUAAGUCAACCCUUUCAGCCAUGCGAGAUAAUUGACAGCAACAAAAGGAUAAUCGUUAAAGGAUAAGAGAAACGACAUCAGGCGCAUAAUAACUUCGUAAAGUGAAACCAAUUAAACGGGCGCGUGAUUCCAGUAGAGCAGCCACCUAGCAACCAGCUGCAGGCGCAAGACAGGCAGCCAGAAGCAAGCGUGCAAUUUAAAAAUAAAAAUUAUAUAAAUAAUAAAAGUAAAUACAAAACCUGAGCGAAACAGAGUAAAACAGGCGAAAACAACGUUAAAAUAAGGCCUGUGCUCGAUAACAGUGGCGGCAACUCUGCCAUCGGUAGCGCAGACAACAUUGCCGAUUGUGUUGAAAAAUUCUAUAAAUAACGCAUGCAAGACUUCUUUUUACAGUAGCCAGUUUCAGUAAAAAAAAUAUACAAAAAACACAAACACAAACAAAGUGCUGAUAAAAAUAAUCGACUAACGAACGCCAAAAGCGAAAGUCCUUGCAACGUCAGUUUUAAGCGUGAAAACGUCAGUUGCGGAAGUGAGAGACGGAAACGGAAACGACAAUGAUUUCGUUUUGAUUUAUUUUUUUUCUUUUUCUUGGAAUUUAUUUGUGUGCGACGCCCCGUUGGCAUUAAAUAAAAUACAAAAAACGUUCGAAAAAGAAGAAGUAAAUAAAUAAAUGAUACGCAAGAGCGGAUGGCCGUUUUAUUAACGCCAAUUCAAUGCGAUAAGAAUUACUCCACUUACCAAUAAUCACAAUAACAAUAGCAGUAACAAUAGCAGUUAUAUUCAACACGUAACAAAUUACAGCGUAGCGUGACUCCUCUGCUUACUCGCUUAACUGACAAGCUGACAAAGUGAUUACUCGCCUUAUUUAUUAUUUGUAUGAAAGCAUUAAUUUCAAGUAUUUUCCGAGCCAUUUUCUGCGCACCCAAAUACAUGCAUAAAUACAUACAUAGACUUAACGUAUACGCCAGUCCACAGUUCGGACGCGGGAAAUUCAUUUAUACUACGGCUGAGGCCAAGUGCAAUUAAUCGACUAUUUUUUUUCGUGCUUGGCUGUUCUAACGAAUAAAUUCUCGUUAAGUUUUCAUUAAUUUAAAUAUAACUGUGAAAUAAUUUCCCAUUAACUUUGUUAUUUAUGAAAAUAUUUAAUCAGUUAUUUUGUGCUUAUGAAAAAAUUUACAUAUAAACAGAGUAAUUAUUUAGAAUCCUUUUGAUUUCGGAACUAACGCACAUAUCGAUAAAACGUACAAUAAUAUGGUGCACACAUACACAUGUGCACGCAUACAUACAAACUAUGUAGUGUAAUAACAAAGGACGUAAUUAAAUACAAACAAAGGCGCGCCGCGUGAAUUGUCGAUAAUUUGUCGACUUGUUUUUAUAAAAUUAACGCCAAAAUCAGCGCUGAAAGGCAAUUUAAACAGGAAGAACAACAAAAUGACGCAUUGGCUGUUAAUACUGUUGGCAUUGUUGAUGUAUGCAGGUUCACUUGAGGGUGCCUCGAAACGUUUCUUCACCGAUUUUCUACAAGAUUUGCCUACACCGGGCACCGGUGGCCCCACAUUCGAUACAACUGUGCCUACGAAUAUUACCGGUUUGGUAGGCAAGACAGUGAAGCUCACUUGCCGAGUGAAGAAUUUAGGCAAUCGAACAGUCUCUUGGGUACGCCAUCGUGACAUUCACCUGCUGACAGUCGGUCGUUACACCUACACAUCGGAUCAACGUUUCGAAGCAAUGCAUUCGCCGCAUGCUGAGGAUUGGACGUUACGUAUACGCUACGCACAACGCAAAGAUUCGGGCAUCUAUGAGUGUCAGAUAUCAACAACACCACCGAUUGGACAUUCCGUCUAUCUCAAUAUAGUGGAACCCAUCACUGAAGUAAUUGGUGGUCCAGAGCUACAUAUAAAUAGAGGUUCAACAAUCAAUUUGACUUGUAUUGUAAAAUUUGCUCCCGAGCCGCCGCCAACAGUCAUUUGGUCACAUAAUCGAGAGGUCAUAAAUUUUGAUUCACCACGUGGCGGCAUAUCACUGGUAACUGAGAAAGGUGUAGUCACCACCAGUCGACUAUUGGUGCAGAAGGCCAUACAGCAGGACUCAGGACUCUACACAUGUACGCCAUCGAAUGCAAAUCCUACAUCGGUGCGCGUGCACAUCGUUGAUGGUGAACAUCCAGCUGCAAUGCAUCAUGGACACGCCACAUCACAAGUCCAACCACCGCCCGCUACAUUCCUAUUAUUUUUAGUAUUCCUAGCAGUAUUGCUAUUGCAAGAGCACCCACAGUCAUCGCGAAAACGGAAACUACAACAACAACAACAACAGCGACCACAACAGCACAAGCUGCGGCAACGCAUUCGAUGGAAGUGGUGGCAGAGCAGUCAAUGGAGUGCAAAAUUCGUGGUCUGCCAACGAACAGAGUCAUUUACUACGGUGCUUUCAGAAGAAGGGGUAGAACGUGAAGCGUAUGAGAGGGAGGGCCAUAAAAGUCAUCAUGUACAAGAGAAACUAUUGCUGGCACUGCCGAAUGAACAAAGACGUUGGGAGACCAACAUAUUAAGACCAACAACAUAGCCAUCAAAUGGCGCUAGCAGAGUGAGUAAAAUGGUACUCGAGUUGAUGUAAAUUAAGUUCCCCUCCAAUCCUAAUAAACGAACAAAAUAGUAAAGUACUUUUAUAGGCGCUUUAACUGGAAUAUUAAAUAAUGAGAAAAUAUAAAACUAUGAACUAUGUGUGUAAAGUUUGUGUGCAAGUAUACGUGUAGGUGUAUGUGAUUAUGAGAGUACAUAUUUAUAACAUGAAUGUUAAGUUAAAGACAAGAACAACAAACGCACCAGCAGCAGCAGUCAGUUAUUAUCACUAGUAAUGUAAGAAAGAUUUUUUUUUGUAAAAAAAAAACAAAAGAAAACACAAAAAAAGGCAAAUGUAUUUAUAUUGUAUUUAUGUAUAAAAAUAAAAAUAAGGGUUAAAUUAAUGAAUGCUUAGCAAAACAAAAGAGAGAAAAAACAAAAAUUAAGUAAAUUAAUAUGUGCAGUAAGGUAAAAAAACGUUGGCAACGCUUGUAUGGUGACAAAUGUCUCAGAGCAACUGCUGCAAAAGAAAAUUGGCAAGCCAUUGACUUUAUUGACCCAUAAGAAAUAUUUGCAAAGCACUAAAAAAAAGAUGUGUAAUUUACACUCAUUAAAAACAAAAUGCGCAGAACUAAAAGUAGAACAAAUUUCAAAUUCUGCAGCCACAAACACUUGACGCCGAAAGUAUCAACAACCAUUUUAAACUUAAAAUUAGCCAACUUUCUGAAGUGUGAAAAUUUUCAACCUUCUAAUACCUUUUUGGCUGCUUAAAUGCAUGCUUUUACGAGCUGCAUUUUUUACAAAGCAAAUUUUAAUCUACACUCUACCCACGCCACUAAUAAUCCUACGCUUUUUUAUAUUGCAAAAAAAAUUAAAUUGGAUUACAUUUGUUUUCGAAAACACAAUGCAAUGCAAUACUUAUCACCUCCGCAUUUCUCCAACAUUCUCACACUCAAAUCACUCACUCUCCACCUUUAAAAGUAAAACUUCACAUGUCAAUAUUAUAUGGAAAAAUUGCAAGAAAACAUAAAAACAAGUUCAAAAUUAUAUAGAUAUGUAUACUUCAAUCUCUUUAGAUAGUGAAAUACACCUAUGGAAUACUUCUCAAUGUACAUCUAAUUCAAAGGCAUUUAACUAGAAUACUUACAUAUGUAGUUCGAACUA
Molecule: messenger RNA, 3974 nt
Organism: Anastrepha ludens (Mexican fruit fly)
Lineage: Eukaryota; Metazoa; Arthropoda; Insecta; Diptera; Tephritidae
Gene: dpr8
Product: T-lymphocyte activation antigen CD86
Exons: 6
Coding region: 1684-2814 (376 amino acids)
Biological process (GO): synapse organization
Cellular component (GO): neuron projection membrane
Source: RefSeq, a predicted model, not a curated record